Molecule: messenger RNA, 4384 nt
Organism: Drosophila erecta
Lineage: Eukaryota; Metazoa; Arthropoda; Insecta; Diptera; Drosophilidae
Gene: flfl
Product: serine/threonine-protein phosphatase 4 regulatory subunit 3
Exons: 10
Coding region: 549-3482 (977 amino acids)
Biological process (GO): protein dephosphorylation; DNA damage response
Cellular component (GO): nucleoplasm; protein phosphatase 4 complex
Molecular function (GO): protein phosphatase activator activity
Source: RefSeq, a predicted model, not a curated record
UCAUAUGCAACUAUCGCUGUACUGUAAUGCCAAGUAUCGAUACUCAGAUAUUAUCGUCGUGGUCAGACCAACGCUCUAGCGUCGGUCCGCGGAAAAUAGCAAAAAUCACAAUUAUCCGGGAAGAUAUAUUGGUCGAAAACUAACUCGUGGUCCCCUAAUAAAUAUGCGCAAGCGAAAAUUGUACAUAAACUGAUCGAAUGCAGCCAGCGUGCGAAGCACUAAUAGCGAAAAACGCCAGAAACAGAAACAAGGAAUUGCAGCUGCAGUCUCGUCGUGCGCCCAUUCCAAUCCCAUUAGACCCCACCCGGCGUUGGAGUGGCAGCCUAACAUGGAUAUAGAAGUCAAGCAUAGAGAUUAGCCGAAUCCUUUGAAUUUUAAAUUCAAGAUCCUAAUUUAAAUUAGCCAAGUAGCAUAGCCUAGCCAAUAGCCCCUAACCAGAGGAACGGUUCCAAGCCGCAAGCACUCGCGUUCAUAGUCCCGAAAUUCAACCGAAUCCCAAGGGCACUAGCAAGAAAAUCCGCAGAAGCACAACAAGAAGCAACAUCAUCAUGACGACCGACACCCGCCGACGCGUUAAGUUGUACGCGCUGAAUGCGGAACGCCAAUGGGAUGAUCGUGGCACUGGCCACGUGUCAUCCACCUAUGUGGAAAGACUUAAAGGGAUCUCGCUUUUGGUGCGUGCCGAAUCCGAUGGAUCUCUGCUUUUGGAGAGCAAGAUACAACCGGACACCGCUUACCAGAAGCAACAGGAUACCCUGAUCGUGUGGUCCGAGGGCGAUAACUUUGAUCUGGCCCUGAGUUUCCAGGAAAAGGCGGGCUGCGACGAAAUAUGGGAAAAGAUAUGUCAGGUGCAAGGCAAGGAUCCUUCUGUAGAAAUUACUCAAGACAUCGUCGAAGAGUCUGAGGAUGAGAGGUUUGAGGACAUGUCGGACACUGCGCCACCCAUUGAGCUGCCACCCUGCGAGCUUUCCCGGCUGGAGGACAUUUCGGAGACGAUACAAAGCUGUCUCUCCACGCCACUGCGCAAGGAGAAGUUAUCGAUGGCCCUGGAGUCGGAGAGCUAUAUCAAAAAGCUGCUGAACUUGUUCCACGUGUGCGAGGACCUGGACAACACCGAGGGCCUGCAUCACCUCUUUGAGAUCUUCAAGAACAUUUUCUUGCUAAAUAAGAACGCGCUCUUUGAGAUUAUGUUUGCGGAUGAUACCAUCUUUGAUGUGGUCGGAUGCCUGGAGUACGAUCCGAGUGUGUCUCAGCCCAAGAAGCAUCGCCAGUAUCUGAAGCAGUUAGCCAAGUUUCGGGAGGCAGUGCCGAUUAAGAACCUGGACCUGCUGGCUAAGAUCCACCAGACGUUUCGGGUGCAGUACAUCCAGGACAUCAUCCUGCCCACACCGUCGGUCUUUGUCGAAGACAACAUGCUGAACACUCUGUCCAGCUUCAUCUUCUUUAACAAAGUGGAGAUUGUCACGAUGAUCCAGGACGACGAGCGGUAUCUAUUGGAUGUGUUUGCGGUUCUCACAGAUCCCACCACCGGAGACGCGAAACGCCGCGACACAGUCCUCUUUCUGAAGGAGUUCUGCAACUAUGCCCAGAACCUGCAGCCGCAGAGCAAGGACUCGUUCUACAAAACUCUCACCUGCCUAGGCAUCCUGCAGGCGCUGGAACUCACUCUCGUGAUGAACGACAAGAAGACCAAAUCGGCCUCUAUCGACAUCCUCACGGCCAUCGUAGAGUUCUCGCCGCUGGUAGUGCGCAAUUACACGCUCAACCAGGCCAAUCGGCCAGAAGUGGAGCGUAUGCUACUAAACAUUGCCAUCGAACAAAUGCUGAACGACUCGGAGCCGGAGCUUGGCAUUGCAGUGCAGUUAAUGGGUAUCGUCAAGAUUCUGUUGGAGCCGGAGAAUAUGCUCACCGAGAAGGGCGAUUUUCUCAACUUCUUUUACAAAUACAGUGUCCAAACGUUAGUGGCCCCGCUGAUGCUUAACACGAUGGGCGAUCGUCCACAAAACGAGGACUAUCAGACGGCCCAGCUGCUGGGAAUCGUCCUGGACAUUCUCUCGUUCUGCGUGGAACACCAUAGUUAUCACAUCAAAAACUUUUUAUUGCAAAAGGAUCUCCUCAAGCGAAUUCUGGUGCUAAUGAAGAGCACACAUACGUUCCUUGUCCUCGGCGCUCUGCGAUUACUGCGCAAGAUAAUUGCCCUUAAAGAUGAGUUUUACAAUAGACACAUUGUCAAGUGCAAUCUGUUUGCGCCGGUGGUAGAUGCCUUCAUUCGCAACAACGGUCGCUACAACCUGCUGGAGUCAGCCAUUCUGGAGCUGUUUGAGUUUAUAAAACUCGAGGAUAUCCGCACUCUGUGCGUUUACUUCGUGGAGAACUUCAGCAAGAUAUUUGAUGAAAUCGAAUACGUGCAGACAUUUAAGUACUUGAAGAAUCGCUACGAUCAGUACCAGGAUCGGCUUAAGGAUCGCGACAAGAUGGAAAACCGAACCGACGGCGGUGGCCGGUUUCGUCGGGAUCAGCGGCAAAUGGAGGAGGAAGAGGAAAUGUGGUUCAACGAGGAGGACGAUUUCACUGAGGAAAUCGACACAUACAACAAUGUCAUGAAAUCCGUCAGCGAAAAGAAUGGCCCGCAAACGCAAAGCCAGCAAAAAUCCUCUCCGCCACACAGCACGUCACCGCACAGUGGAUUGUUGGGGAGCUUGAGCACCACCGCGUCAUCUACUGCCACAUCCGCCGCGUCAGGUGCACCGGUGGCCAGCGGCAGCAGUAGCCCCGAGGCGAUCUCUGCCGACGAGCAGACGCAGGCGGCUGUGCAUUUGGCUGCCGCUGCCAAUAUUGCGCUUCAGCACCACCAGCAGCAGCAACAACAACAGCAGCAGCAGAACCCAUUCCAGCAACAGACACAGCCCGAGAUCGCGGAGCUACAACAACAGCUGAGCAGCGUGGAAACGUCUCAGAGCCAGGAGUUGGAGCUGUCACAAUCGACCGCCGCCAGUGCAUCGCCCACUUCGUCAUCCUCCUCUCUGGAGGCCUCGACGUCAUCAUCAUCGGCGUCAUCGUCUUCAUCCUCGUCGUCCUCGUCCUCGCCGCCCGGCUCAUCGGCCGCAGCAUCACUUUGCGAUUCGGCGACAGUGGCCGCCGUGGCAGCAUCAAAGUUUCUCUCAACGAUCGCCACGGCCAUGGUAACCUCUGUGACGACGGUGGCGGGAACAAACAGUUCGCCGAGCCUAUCGCCAGCUCCGGCUGUCUCCAGUCCGGAUAUCGAGAACGCCGACGCCCAGUUGCCGCCCAGCGAUGACGCUAGCAGCCCGGUCAGUGGAGAUCAAGAUGCUAACGGCACGGAAGGUGCUAGCAGCGAGGUCGACAAGGCGACGGCCAAAAAGGGUCUGGUGGACUACGAGAGUGAUUCUGGCGAAGAUGACUACGAGGAGGACGAGUACUCCGAGGGGCCACAAGCACAAAAGCGCGCGCGUCUGGCAUAGUUGGCAGAUGAUGAGCACAGCGGCAUCAAUUAUAAAUUAGUACACACAUAAAAAAACAGAACAAACCACGGCAAACAAGAAACAACACACAGACCCCCACACACCAACGAAUGUUAGGAUUGCAUUGGCGGCAACGACAUACAGCACAGCAGACAAGCAGAUAACCGUACGAUGUAAGAUCGAACAAGAAAACAUAAAUUUUAAUUUUAGCAUAAAAUUUAUUUUAAAGGAGAAGCAAAAACACCUAAAGUAAACGAGAAAUUAUAAAUCUUACUUUACUAAAUUAAAUAACUACAUAUAGAUAUAUAUAUUCAAAUAUAUAUGCAUAUGAAAAUACAGAUAACUACAACUGAUCAGCAUCCACAGGCAGAGAUGUAAUUUAGUGCGUGUUGUUCGAAAGUUGACAAAGCAUAAACGAAACAAACCAAAAUAAAAUGUAUUUAGUAGUUAAACCACCCCCUCGAUACUGAGAAAAAAUCAGCAGCAAUGGAGGAGGUGCGGUCAGGUGGUGUGGGACAUUUGUAUACAGCCAGCAAAUCCAUUUGCAUUGUCUAUCGUGAUCAUUGAGAUCAGUUAACAGAUCCUGUGAAGUUGGCUGCUGGCCCAGAAUGUUUGUGCAAUACUGGCGUGUCGAUAUUUAAAUAACAAUUGCAAAGGGUGUAUUAGUUCUAAUGCUUAGUGUUAACCAUUUUUACGAUCCUUACCCAUGAAAACGAUUCCCUGCCAAUUGCACUAUCAAUUGCAUUAUCACUCGAUACAGCGCUGUUUUCAACUGACAAUUUGAGUAAACAAUUCUUAUCGCAGAACCCCUUAUGAAAGUUACAAUAGAAAGCAGCGCUGUAGCAGCGUUAGUAACGUAAAUAGAAGUUAUACAUUUUAAAUUUAAACUAUUCCCACAGCAG